CAUCAAAACUCCAACCAAACUCACUAUAUUACAUCCUACUUGUUCAUAUCUCCAAAUUUGCAGAGUACAUAUCCAUGGCAGACCUAUUUUUGAAGCAAUCAAAGCAGUAUUCUGAGGGCAGACCAGACUACCCCGACCAGCUCUUCCACUUCAUCUCCUCCCACACUCCCUCCCACGACCUCGCCUGGGACGUCGGCACCGGCACCGGCCAAGCCGCCAAAUCCUUAGCGAAGGCCUACAAGAAUGUGAUCGCCACCGACACAAGCCCGAAGCAGCUCGAAUACGCCGAGAAGCUAUCCAACAUAACCUACCAAUGCACCCCUCAAACCAUGUCCAUCUCCGACAUCCACAACUGCAUCGGAUCCGAAUCCACCUUCGAUUUAAUCACAAUCGCGCAAGCCAUGCACUGGUUCCAUCUCCCCACGUUCUACAACCAUGUCAACCAUCUCCUAAAAAAGCCCGCCGGCGCCAUUGCAGCCUGGUGCUACACUCUCCCGGAGGUAAACCCCGCCGUCGACAAAUUGCUCAACCGCUUCUACAACAACGACGUCGGACCCUACUGGGAAUCGGCCCGAACAUUAGUGGAUGAGAAGUACAAAACCAUCGACUUCCCGUUCGAUCCGGUCGACGGGCUCGAGAGCAAUGGGCCGUUCCGGUUCAAUUCCGAGAAGGUUAUGGAUCUAGACAAGUAUAUUGUGUACUUGAAGUCUUGGUCUGCUUACCAUACUGCUAAAGGAAAGGGCGUGGAGCUUUUGACAGAAAAUUUGAUCCAAGAUUUCAAGAAAGCUUGGGAUGGAGAAGAUGGGCAGACACAGAAGAUUGUUGUCUUCCCAAUCUAUUUAAGGUUUGGAAAAGUUGGGUCAGCCAAUUGAGAAAGAUUGUUUCUUUAUCUUAACUAUUUGUAGGAUCUUGUAAUUCGACCUAAACAUCACUUAUCAUCA
This is a messenger RNA of Andrographis paniculata, 941 nucleotides long. RefSeq lists its product as uncharacterized. Bases 75 to 872 code for a protein of 265 amino acids. The record is from RefSeq and is a predicted model, not a curated record. The transcript has 2 exons. Lineage: Eukaryota; Viridiplantae; Streptophyta; Magnoliopsida; Lamiales; Acanthaceae.